AAGCGUCUGCUAAAUGGCAUAUUAUUAUUUAUUAUUAUUAUGAAACACAGCAAGUGACGAGCGUUUUACUUCCUGUAGUCCCAGCUGACACUUCCUGUAGUCCCAGCUAACACUUCCUGUAGUCCCCAGCUAACUCGGCUGUCACAUGAAGCUAGCUAUCCCGCUGGUAGACUUGCACUGAUAAAACAGGCACAACAAUGAGUUCGUCUGGAAACGGAGGAGUAUUGGAAGAAGAUAUGGACAAUCAAAUUGUACAGGCUGUGUGUGUAGAUGAUGGGAUAGGGGUGAUGUCGGGGUCGAUCGGGAUGUCAGACUUCUCCGAUGAGAUCUUGUUAAGUAUCCUGCGCUAUGUCUCGACCUCUGACCUGGUGAAUAACGUAUCCAGGACCUGCCGCAAGCUGCACACACUCUGCUACGACAAGACACUGCUGACCACGGUCACACUGUCUGAAGAAUACACGGCAAAUGACGGCGCUAUUCGCCAGGUGCUGAAGCAUCUAUCCAAUCACGUGCAGUCCCUCAGCCUGAGCGGCUGCUAUUGGCUGUCGGGUUCUACCAUCGACCGGCUGAUUGGCUGUCGCUCCCUGGUGCGUCUGGACCUUUCAGGGUGUCGCCUCACCUCCCUGCGUCUGUCCCGCCUCCUCUCCUCUCUCUCUCUCCUCCAGUCUCUUGCUUUUGACGUGGCGCCGGGCUUUGAUUCCGCCCAGCUGAGUGGGGAGGCCCGUGAUUCGCUGUCCCGGCUGUCAGAGCUGAGACAGACGGUCUUGACGCCCAGUUACGGCGUUGUCCCCUGCUGCUCCAGGCUCUUCAGUCUACAGCUGCAGCUGGACAUACCUGACGUCACCAGGGAAGGUUCCAGUGUGUGUUGCCAGCUGAUGAUUGGCCAGAGCAGUGUUCCUCACUACCAACAGCUGGAGGAGUUUACAGCCCGCCUGGCGCCUGGAGAGGUGAACCAGACUCUGCUCCUCCUCUACCUGGCUGUGUUCAGUGUUCGUGUUCCGGAGCGUCUCCGCUGCUUCCUGGUUUCAGUUCCUGGUCCAAACCCCGCCCACUGGCCUGCUGCGUCCUCAUUGGCCCAUAGCCUCUGUCAGCAUGGCGACCUGGAAGCCCUGCAGUUGCCUCGCUCCUGGUUGGACGCCACAUCGCUAGGCGGGUCCUUCUUAGCAACGCUCCCAAGCACCUCAACUUCUCCCGUUGCCCCCACGUUACGACAAACUGUCAUCCAAUCGCUGACUGGCGCCAGACCUCGCCAAACUCACGCACUCCUCCGCUCGCUGGCGCUGCCCGCCUGCGCCCUGUCGGACGGUCCCGCCGCACCCUCCCCUUCCCCGCCCCCUCCCUCCCCGCUGCUGGGGCUGAGGAAGCCGUCCCGCGUGGGGCUCCGGACCUACAGGCCGCGCUCUGAGGACUCUCUCCCCAGGGAGGGCGCCUCUUCCGGGCUGGGUACCCUGCUGGCUGGCUGCCCCUCUCUGGAGGUUCUGGAGUUAACAGGACCGGGCUUCGUCUCCGCCCUGCCGCGUCUCGAGCCCUGUGCCAGGGUGUGCGUGGAUCAGAGGGUGUGUGUGUGCGCGGGCGGGGUCGGGGACGCGCACGUUGCCGCGCUCCGGGGGUUCCGGGGGCUGCGGAGGCUGACGCUGGCGGGGUUGCCGGGGAUCCUGAAGGGGAACGGGCUGGUGCAGGUCUCUGAGCACUGCCGGGACCUGCAGGCUUUAUCACUGGCCAACCUGGGGUCCUUGAAGACCUGGAACUACAGCGCCGCCCUGCUGGAGACACUGAGGAACUGCACACAGCUCACAGAGCUACGGUUGGAGCAGCCCUACCUGGUGUGUAGCGGUGCAUUCUGGGAGGCGUUGUCAUGCUGCUCUCGUCUCUGCCGUCUCUGUCGCCUCUCGAACGGAACCUUCCACCCCGCUGCCGUGGUGACCUUCAUGGAGCGUUGCCGUGACGUCAUGGUGUGUCACAUGUUCUUGGGCGGAACUCUGGUGGCGUGCCGCACACGCAGAAAACACUAUCGUUUCUCUGUGGAGCGUCCGGCCCUCAGUGUGGUCAUCUACCCACUGCUCCAUGAAGACCUUCCAUUGGUCAUCAGAGACAUGCCCCUCCCACUGCUCGAUCAACUGACCCUCUUCCAGAGCCGCGUUGCCCAGGCCCCGCCCUCAUCACAAUGGCGACGCCAGAGUGUGAAGAGGCAACGAGCCAAUCAAAGCUCCUCAGACCUCAUCACCAUGGUGAUGCCAGAGGGUGAAGAGGCAUCUAGCCAAUCAGAGCACCUAAGACCUCAUCACCAUGGUGACGCCAGAGAGUGAAGAGGCAUCUGGCCAAUCAGAGCUCCUCAGACUAGAGGUCUUCACGGGUCCAUAAAAGUUAGACCCGUUCCGAAAUGGACCUGGGGCCCGGACCCAAAAUGCAUAAAUUAUUUUGUUUAAGAUAGAGACCCGAUCCGAACGGACCCGAGGAUAACUAGACCCGUUCUAUAUAGACCUGGUCGGAUCCAGACCUGAUCCAAGAGCGAGAAGAAGCAGAAAAUUAUUUUUUAACCUCCUUUAUUAAAUCAGAGCUGAUAAAAUGUGAGAGGAGGGAGAGAGAGGGAGA
This is a messenger RNA of Coregonus clupeaformis (lake whitefish), 2592 nucleotides long. Its product is annotated as F-box/LRR-repeat protein 18. The transcript is spliced from 9 exons. Gene Ontology annotation, biological process: SCF-dependent proteasomal ubiquitin-dependent protein catabolic process. Bases 198 to 2306 code for a protein of 702 amino acids. Lineage: Eukaryota; Metazoa; Chordata; Actinopteri; Salmoniformes; Salmonidae. The record is from RefSeq and is a predicted model, not a curated record. Gene Ontology annotation, molecular function: protein binding.